Punica granatum (pomegranate) is the source of this 3483-nucleotide messenger RNA. The record is from RefSeq and is a predicted model, not a curated record. NCBI's taxonomy places the organism in Eukaryota, Viridiplantae, Streptophyta, Magnoliopsida, Myrtales, Lythraceae.
UUUCUUCGUUACGCAUCUACUGUUUCUUUUCCACCUUAAUCUCCGCCGCUGCUUCUACCUUCCACCCCUUUCCUUUCCUUCUCGUCCAAACCCCACCCCCCCUCUCUCUCUCUCUCUGGAAAUCCAAUCUCUCGGCAGGACUGAGCACGAAAUUCCCUCUCCGCUCUCCGCUCUCUCUCCUUGUGUCUCUCUCUGCUAUGCCAGAUGCCAAGAACGGGUUACAGGAAUAAACCCUAGUAGAGGUGGAAGCAAGGAGUAGGAAGGGAUGAACUCAAUUUCUGGCCGAUUCCUGGUGAUUUUCUCGGGAAAAUCCGUCCACCCCCAGAUGGGUUUUCUCCGGGGCGUAGCGCUCGCCGUACUCCUCUCGCUCUUCGUCUCUGCUUCCGCUCAAUCCCAGCAAGGGGACGUUCUCUCAAUGCAAGCCCUGAAGAAGAGCCUGAAGCUCCCUUCGUCCCUCGAUUGGUCCAACUCCGACCCCUGCAACUGGAAACAAGUGCAGUGCAUUAGUGGCCGGGUGACCCGUAUCCAGAUUGGCAGUCUGAGCGUUAGCGGCACUCUCCCCCCCGACAUCCAAAACCUCACCUCCCUUCAGAAGUUCGAGGUGAUGAACAACAAGCUUACUGGCAAUUUGCCCAGUUUCGCUGGUUUGUCUCAGUUGCAGACUCUGCUGCUUCACCACAAUAAUUUCAGCUCCAUACCUUCGGAUUUCUUCUCGGGAAUGACGUCUUUGCAAGUGAUUGAUCUUAGCUACAAUAGUUUCUUGCCAUGGGAGAUCCCCGACAGCCUCCUCAAUGCAACUGCGCUUAAGAAUUUCUCAGCUAAUGGAGCCAAUGUUGUUGGGAAGAUCCCGGACUUUUUUAAUGCUGACAACUUCCCUGGUAUGGUUGAGCUUCAGUUGGCCAUGAACAACCUUGAAGGGGGGCUUCCCUCGGGCUUUGUAGGAUCCCCUCUUCAAUCCCUUUGGUUAAAUGGUCAAAAUGGUGAAACCAAGCUUAAUGGAACUAUUGAGGUGUUAGCCAAGAUGACCCAGCUAGGUGAAGUUUGGUUACAUGGGAAUCAAUUCUCAGGUCCAAUACCUGAGCUUUCAAACUUGAAGAAUUUGUGGUUUUUGAGCUUGAGGGAUAAUCAGCUUACUGGGGUCGUCCCUGAUUCUCUCCUGAAACUCCCAAGCCUUAAAUUCGUAAAUUUGACAAACAACUUGCUUCAGGGGCCAACCCCAGCUUUUGGAUCCUCUGUUACUGUUGAUAUGUCUGAGUUGAAUAGCUUUUGCUUGCCAGACCCUGGCGUUCCUUGUGAUCCCCGAGUUACUACUUUGCUCUCCAUCGUUAAGUCAAUGGAUUACCCAGUUAAAUUUGCGCAGGAUUGGAAGGGGAAUAAUCCAUGUGACACAAGUGAUUCCUGGACAGGGAUAACUUGUAAUGGAGGAGACGUAACAGUCAUCAACUUCCCAAAAAUGGGUCUUACUGGUAUCAUCUCUCCUGACUAUUCUAAGCUUACGUCGCUGCAGAGGUUGAUACUUGCUAAUAACGAUCUCACCGGUACCAUCCCUUCUGAACUCACGAAGUUGCCAAAUCUUCAAGACCUUGAUGUUUCAAACAAUAGGCUGCAUGGUCCUGUACCUGUCUUUGGCAGUAAGGUGAGCUUGAAAACAGCAGGAAAUCCCGAUAUCGGCAAGAAUAUUACCGAGCCGCCAUCAGGCUCUCCUGGAGGAAGCAAUUCUCCACCUGAUGCCAAAUCUCCAACUCUGAGGGGUAGCAAGAAAUCUAGUAUUGGGGUGAUUGUUGGAUCCUUGGUUGCUGGUGUUUUCGGGGUAUCUUUGGUUGGGCUGUCGGUAUUUUGCUUGGUGAGGAGAAGGCCUAAGAAUUCUGGUAAAGUACAGAGCCCGAAUAAUGUAAUGGUUUUACAUCCUCCGCAUUCUGGAGAUCAGAAUGGGGUGAAGAUCACUGUUGCUGGAUCAAGUGGAACCGGUGCUUCUAGUGAAACCUACAGCCAGAGCAGUGGCAGGACUGGAGACGUUCAUGUGGUCGAGGCGAGGAAUAUGGUCAUUUCCAUUCAGGUCUUGAGGAAUGUGACAAACAACUUUAGUGAGGAAAAUGUACUUGGGAGAGGUGGUUUCGGAACUGUAUACAAGGGAGAACUACAUGAUGGGACAAAGAUAGCUGUCAAGAGGAUGGAGUCCUCUGUAGUUUCAGAGAAAGGGAUGACAGAAUUUAAGUCGGAGAUAGCAGUCUUAACAAAAGUCCGCCAUAGGCAUUUGGUUGCUCUUCUAGGAUAUUGCUUGGAUGGGAAUGAGAGGCUUCUCGUCUACGAAUACAUGCCUCAGGGGACUCUCAGUAAGCAUUUGUUCCAUUGGAAAGAAGAAGGGUUGAAGCCUCUUGAAUGGACUAGAAGACUGACCAUUGCCUUGGAUGUUGCUCGGGGUGUGGAGUAUCUUCACAGUUUAGCCCAUCAGACAUUCAUCCACCGAGAUUUAAAGCCUUCCAACAUUCUCUUGGGUGAUGAUAUGCGGGCUAAAGUGGCAGAUUUUGGCCUUGUACGCCUUGCUCCUGAAGGGAAAGGCUCAAUCGAAACCUGCCUUGCCGGGACUUUUGGAUAUCUUGCACCAGAAUAUGCAGUGACCGGGAGAGUGACCACAAAGGUGGAUGUGUUCAGCUUUGGUGUGAUCCUGAUGGAGAUGAUCACCGGUAGAAAAGCACUUGACGAGACCCAACUGGAGGACAGCGUCCACCUUGUCACAUGGUUCCGAAGGAUGCACCUCAACAAGGAAACCUUCCGGAAGGCAAUCGACCCAGUGAUUGACAUUGACGAGGAGACACUGGGGAGCAUCAGCACAGUUGCAGAACUGGCAGGGCACUGCUGCGCCAGGGAGCCCUACCAGAGGCCUGACAUGGGCCAUGCUGUGAAUGUGCUGUCGUCCCUUGUAGAGCUUUGGAAGCCUGCCGAGCCCGAUUCUGAGGACAUUUAUGGGAUUGACCUCGACAUGACCCUUCCCCAAGCUCUCAAGAAGUGGCAAGAAUUCGAAGGGGUGAGCAACUUAGACGAGUCAUCCUCCUCGUACUUGCCGAGUGGGGAGAGCACCCAGACAAGUAUUCCCACCCGCCCAUCUGGGUUUGCCAGUUCGUUCACAUCUGCUGAUGGACGCUGAAGGGCCCAUGAUGGGCAAUAAUUUGAUCGGAUGGUAAACUUUUACACCGAUGGGUGUUGCAUCAAGCUGUGUUGAAUUCUAGCAGCCGGGUGUCACUGUAUUUUGCCCCAUUAGUCUCCGGAGUAGGUCAACUGUCCGUAUAUUAUAUAUUAUAUCUAUGUAUGUGUUAAUUGUGGUUGGACAAUUUUGGCUUAACAUAUGGAGAGAGUGGGAGACAAUUUCGUCAAGUUUAAUUCUUGUUAAUGAAACUUUCUUGUAUCUUUUAAUUAGCUUUUUCUCUUAUGUCGUCGGCCUUCCUUGUAAAUCGAAAAAUAAAAAGGGCUGAUAUGUUUCUCGAC